AUGUACCUGAUCACUGUGUUGGGAAACCUGCUCAUCCUCCUGGCUGUCAGCUCAGACUCCCACCUCCACAUACCCAUGUACUUCUUCCUCACUAUCCUGUCCUUGGUAGACAUCUGUUUCACCUCCACCACCAUCCCGAAGAUGCUGGUGAACAUCCAGACACAGAGCAAAGUCAUCACCUAUGCAGGCUGCAUAACCCAGAUGUAUUUUUUCCUACUCUUUGCCACACUGGACAACUUCCUCCUGACUGUGAUGGCCUAUGACCGCUUUGUGGCCAUCUGUCACCCCCUGCACUACACAGUCAUUAUGAACCCCCGGCUCUGUGGACUUCUGGUUCUGGUGUCCUUUAUCAUGAUUGUCUCCUUAUUUUAUGGUACACUCCUAGGAGUGUAUUUCAGCUCUGCGGGUACCCACAGCUCACAGUCCAGUGCAACAGCCUCAGUGAUGUACACUGUGGUCACACCCAUGCUGAACCCCUUCAUCUACAGCCUCAGGAACAGAGACAUAAAGGGGGCUCUGAAAAGAUUCUUUGGAUGGAGGAUUCUCCACAAACCACCAGACCCUGGGCUUCCUCAGUUGCACAGCCACCAGCCCAGCCAGCCAGCAACUCAACCAGGGUCUGUUCAGGCUCUGGGGACUCAGGAUCUCAGAUCUCCAUCUCCCACACUACUAGCGUGUGGGCCAGCUGUGGAUGUGUGGGUCCUGGCUGCAGGGAUGACUAGGGGUCUGGCAGGCAUAGAGGGCAUCCAGAGCCAGAAGGAGACUAUGCAAUGUCUGUAUGACCACCUGGCCUUCUACCUGGAGACAGUGAGAAGCUUGGAGGCUGAUAACUGGAGAUGGGAAAGCAAAUUCCAGAAACACCUGGAGAAGAAGGGACCCCAGAACAGACAGAGACUGGGGGGCAUCAUUUCAAGACCAUCAAGAACCUGA
This is a messenger RNA of Phyllostomus hastatus (greater spear-nosed bat), 930 nucleotides long. RefSeq names its product olfactory receptor 7D4-like. Bases 1 to 930 code for a protein of 309 amino acids. Gene Ontology annotation, cellular component: membrane. Gene Ontology annotation, biological process: G protein-coupled receptor signaling pathway. The record is from RefSeq and is a predicted model, not a curated record. Lineage: Eukaryota; Metazoa; Chordata; Mammalia; Chiroptera; Phyllostomidae. Gene Ontology annotation, molecular function: olfactory receptor activity; G protein-coupled receptor activity. The transcript has 3 exons.